Messenger RNA from Seminavis robusta, 4720 nucleotides. The record is from the annotation of a GenBank genome assembly. NCBI's taxonomy places the organism in Eukaryota, Bacillariophyta, Bacillariophyceae, Naviculales, Naviculaceae.
GCUAGCCCGUCUCUAUGGCAUACUGGUAUCUUCACUUCAAAACUCGUCCUGGCUGGAUGGAGUGCGUUUGGCGGCAAGUUCAAAAAGUUCAAAAUUUGAAAUCUACCCCCCCCAAUUAGCCCCCCUUGGGGCCCAUUCUAUUGGCGAGUUAACUUAUUUCUCAUGAAAAUCCAGCCAACGAUCGAUCGACGGCAAAGGCAACAACCUCAUCUUCUCCAACACCAGAAGCUAGCACAGCACCUCUUUCUCUCCUCUCGGACUUCCCAUGUCGUCUCUUAUCGAUCUCUUGUCUCCUGUCAAAACACGUCGCAUGAACGCCACAUCGAAGCGAAAGGAUUCGCCUUCCAGCAAGGUGAACAGCAACAACAAGCAAAACAUCAUGCCGACAGGAAGCCAGAAGGUGUUGGACUUGUCUCAGGAGGAGGAGAGUGACAGUCGUCAAGGAAAAAGGAUGCGAGCGGCACCCAGCAAAAGUCCACCACGCACACGGGGACGCAAGCCUCUUGGAGAGGUUUUGGCAACCGCGUUGAACCAGCAGAAGAAGAAUGGAGCUGCCAAUACAAAUUCUUCGCCCGUCGUCGUCGUGGCCAAGAAGAAGGGAACAGCCGUGGAAGAAAUUGACUUGGUGGUGAGAUCGGCCAAGAAGGACACAAAAUCGAAGUGUCGUCAAACUAUCACACCCGAACAAUCCAAAAUUCGUCCUCUGGCCGUCGACGAUCGCAUUCGCGUCUUUUUCGAUCGAGGCGAUGACGUCUUUGGCAAAGACAGAGAAGGAGCUCAAGGUUACUGGCAUGGAACAGUUUUGACCAUUCCGGAAGACGCAAAAGGGAAGUCAAACCUUACUUUCACAGUUCUUUUCGACAAUGGCGAGACCGAAGUAUUGCCGUAUUGCGCAGAGGACGAAACAGUCGAACGAGUGAUCGAAAAGGACGGCGGCCAAUAUUUUGGUGAGGUGUCUCGAGCUCUUGCUGGAGAAGAAAACCCUGCAAAAGUGGAUAUCGGAGACCUUGUACUCGUCAACUACUGCAAUCAGGAGCAACGAUUCAGAGGCAGGGUUGCUUGUGUCGGCUCCAAUGGCAAAUUCUGCGAAAUUGCGUAUGACGACGGCGACUAUGAACACGGUGUCCCAAUAGGCGAAGGCAAAAUUUUUCUAUUGGAAGAUGGAUCUGUCCAUCAGCAGUGGAUGGAAGGAUUGGAAUUGAAAAUCGCAGGUGGAAGAUCCAACCGGAAAACCAAUCACACCAUCAAGGUGAUUCCAGACAACGAAACCAUGGUGGAACUGAAACAUGUCGCAACUGGCUCCAUCUCACGACAAUCCUACCAGCAAGUGGCCCAGGAGAUUUUCGCGGAGGUCAAGCAAACCGCCAAGAAAGCAAGAAACGGAUUCCAUGCCUGGCCGUCCCAUAUGGUGCUGGAACCGACUAGAACAACAAGGAAACAGACCGCCGCGCAGGAGCCAGAGACUGCUGAAACCAAAAGCGUCCCAAAGAGAAGCACGCGGAAGCGAGCUCCAAAGAAGCAAGUGGUCGCGACCUCUGACACAGAGCCAUCCACCAGUAGAGGACCCGCUCUGCCACUCAGCCCGAACGACUUUUUCUUGGAUCCUUGGCUUUCAGACGAGGAAGACGACGGCAAUGAGGAUGAGGAUGAGGCCGAAGCAUUGGUGCAAUGCCGAGACAUGUCCAAUUCCAUCCGAUACUCCUUCUGGAGAGCUCUCAACUCAUCGGAGGCUUCAUUCGGAUCCGAACUACUUUUCAAAAUGACCAACUUUCACAACAAGAUCCCCAACGAUGACAUGUGCAGAGACAUGGUUGAUCUGCUUUCGAAGGGACCACUGUUCAAAAAGACUCGCUUCCCAGAUUGUGUUCGCCUCGAAAUGUUGAACAGGCACCUCGAGCUGUUGCUGAAAACCAAACACCAGCAAAUGGGACCACGGCUUGCCAAAGUUCUCGAUGCAGCAUUCACGCAUGAGGUUCUUGAGCAGAUUGAGAAUCCCGCAGUGAUCUAUUGCGUUGAGGGAGACGAAAGCCGUGUCACCUCGGCUGCACUCCUUCGCGUGGGACCCACUCUGAGUGUGAAAACCAGUUCCGCAUCCCUCCUUUGCCACUUGUUGGAACACCAGCUGCAGGGAUACCGGCGCUUUGGUCCUACUGCAAACUCCGCCGAUGAGAAGACAUUGAGAGCGGACAUGCAGCGCUUCAAAGAGGAACUCCUGGAGAAAGACUUGACUCGGGAUAUUUUGAAAUCUGGCGGUGCUCAAGUUCUCAAGCUGGCUGUGCGAGCAGCCUUUUCGGUCCUGAUUUACUAUGGUCAUUACCUGUCCAGCGACUUGGCGUUCCCAUCGGCACCAGCCGUAGACUCGUCGUCAUUGGAUCGCAUUCCUCCUCAUGCGAGGUCAAAUGAUCAAACCUUUGUGGCCACGGAGACUGGACGUCUUGUCAAGUGCAUGGGUCGUCUUUGCAGCUACAUGGCUUGGAUCUAUUGCAUCGACUUGGGAGUCUCGCUCUAUGAAGCCAGAUUCGUCAUUCGAGAUACUGUGGAAGGGCUGCUGUCCUCGGCCAAGUUUGACCCUCUUGUUUUCCUCAAGGAUAGCAAAGGCGGCAAGGACGAUGCCAAAAGACUUCGACGCCAUUGGAACGACAUGAAACUCAAGUUUGCCCUCAGCCUUGACAAGCGCAUCUCGGGACGUCUGGGAGAGCACACGUCCAAACUCUUUGAAUGUGGCGGCAAGGCAGGUUGCGCAAAAUACUUCUAACACUUAUACAUGCGCAACGACACCAACGGGGAUGAUCGAAUGAAAUGAAUAAAUUAUUUGUCAGUUAGUUGUGGGGGUCUGGGCUUUUGCAAGUGGAGCCACCUGAUCAUACCGGUAUACAACUAGAGAGAGACGGUGUGACAAUAGAGAAAUGAACUACUCGUAAAUGUAUGUAGAACUUCCUCCUGCAGCCCUUUGUAUGCUUUAUUGUAUUGGUACGGUACCCAGCUGACUGCACUGGUACCAAGUAGCCAGGAUGUAGUUGCUGACACUGCUGUGUAGAGGCGAUAGUCUUCUUCCCCUCCGAUUGGAGCCGGAAAAGGGUGACGUACAGUCGUACAGGUUGCUGGCUGUCAAGCUACUAGUAGGACCACAUAGAUACCAGUAGACUACCUUUGGAAGGUACCUGUAAAAAAUGCAGCUGGCAGGCUAGCCACCAACUAUGCAUACCGGUAGGACUGGUACCAGAAUGAAUCAGGCUGGUACUAUGAUGAUUGAUGGAUCACUUUAUUGCAGGAGCUUCAAACGAGCUACCAGUACCGAUACCGGUUGAACAGAGACAACUUAGAAGGUCUCAUUACAAGGUGUACAACUGGGUCACUCCGUCAUGGCUCGUGGUGUCGUCUCUCAUAUGAUCUCUCAACCAGGAUUGAUACCAUUUCAGCUUUGCAAUGGCAUCUUCACAGUCUGACAUGGCUCGAUGGGAAGAGGGGCUCCAGUUCUGCCUCCGUGCCGCUCUUUCCAACGCCGGAAGCCCCCAUUGCACAAUAUCAAGGGAGGAAAUAUCAAUAAUCUUGUGAUCCAAGAACUCAUAAACAUUCUUGGCCUGUGUUCGUAGUACUUCUCGGUCCACGUGCGGAGAGAAACCUGCGAGUCGACAUCCCGAAAAACAGUGGGUUGUUAGGAACUCGAACAGCUCCCGUUGCCAUUGCUCGUAAGUGGUCUCAGACGCCAAACAAGCAUCAACGAGUCCAUUUUGCAGAGAGUGAGCAGCAUGAAAGGUCGCCGCAGCUCCUCCGAUGACCAGCCGAUCAAUCUGUUCUGGUGUCAUUCCAAUGAUCCAGUUCUUGCGAGCAACCUCCCUAAGGGCAUUGCAGGUAGUGAUAAUUACGGCACACUCCAGGACGCGAUGGUCUUUUAGAGAGCAAAAUUCCAAGUCCAACCACACAAUACGAUCACUACUAGGUUGAGGUGAAAGUGGGUUCCGUUGCGGCGACCGUGGCUGACCUGACAGGGUUGCCAGUAGCCUGGCCAUGUGUGGUUCAUCCAUCUGUAUGGAUUCUCAAUGAUUCGUUCAUUCAGCAGGCGCAAUGCAGAACUUGGAGAGGGUAGGGAAGGGACGGACGGCCAAAUCCUGCAGCAUCAUGGCGCCCCGGAGCCCCUGGUGCUAACUUCAGGUUUUUGAGAGAAGCGCCGGGAUCCGAGGACUCCCAAAAACAAAUAUCUAUGCCCAAUUGGAUUCCCCCACCUACCGAGCUCCAUGACCCUUUCAAAGUCCUCGCAUGUGACUGUGCUCAUCAAGGACGAUAGAAUGCCAAAUACCAGAGAUGAGCCCGGGAUCCCAGAUCUCGCAAUGAUCAUAUGUUUCAUCUCUACCGGUAUGUUGCGCAGAGUCCAGUGCUAUAAGAUGGCACGCAAAGCUAGACUGGCCGGGAGAGAGCCGAAGACUCAACACUGAGAAUCCGAAAUGACGUUCUAUGCCAAAGUUUGGCUACUAGUUGCCCAUCUUUGCCUGCAAGUUCAUGCCAAGGCAACAUCACCCACCCACAAAAUUGGUCCUGUCUCAUCUAAAAAGGCUUUUGUCCCGGAUUUGCCUUCUGUUUGACUUCUGUUCCCCUAAUGUUGGCCUGCUGCUGGCUUUCAUACACUAGCAAUUAAUCCAUUUCUAUAGAAACUCAUUGACUUCCCCAUCUCUGGCUAGAGGUCACGAAAUAUGGUGGCACUGGUCUGGGUGCCCUUUAUAUU